Messenger RNA from Linnemannia hyalina, 1206 nucleotides. Lineage: Eukaryota; Fungi; Mortierellomycota; Mortierellomycetes; Mortierellales; Mortierellaceae. The record is from the annotation of a GenBank genome assembly.
AUGUCCAACGAUUACCUUUCCCUCAUCGCCAACCUCAACUCAGAGUCGCCAGUCAUGUCCUCGCCAGAGGACUACUCGGCUGAGCUCUCACUCUGGACCAACCUUCAGUUCACCUACGACGCUCCUCCCGGUCUGGGUAUCUUUGAGCAGGACUCGGGCUUCGAUGCCCUCUCUGCCCUUAACACCCCCGCCCACCACGGUGUCACCACUGCCCAGCAGCAUCAGUCCGCCGUUCCCGCUGCUGCCCCAGCACCCGUGUCAGCUUCCAAGAUCACUGUGGGCCACAACCCCCAGUCUGCAUUGGAUCAGAAGCAUCUGAUGGAGUACCUCAACCUCCCCCAAGAAGACGCUCGCCCUCUCUCCCUCUUGGAGCGUACCCGUCAGCGUAACCCGGUCAAUGCGAACCAGCCCCAGAGCUCGCCCGAGCUCCAGGAGCAGGCCGCCGCCAUCAAUGCCUUCCACUCCUUGUUGGCAGCCUACUCAGCAUCGGCUCAGGUGCAACAGCAACAGCAGCUUCAGCAACCGCAACCUGUUCAGCAGCAGCAACAGCAGCGUCAGACCUCGUCUGGCCUGCCAUUGCUCCUGCCCAACAUUGCCCCUGCCACGGCGCCCACUACGCCCGCAGCUGCAAAGCUUUUGCGCCAGCCCUUGCCACAGUACAAGGCUGCCUCCUCGGCUAAGAAGGCAUUGAAGGCCAUCCAGACCCCGGCCGCUAUCGCUCCCGCAGGUCCUAUCGCCCCCAGGAGCCCCACGACCGUCAGUGCCAGCGCCAUCGCUGCCGCUGCCACCGCCGUCUCGGCCAAGGCCACACCUACUCGCUUGGCUAGCCCCAUCUCGGAGAGCAAGGAUGACGAUGAGACUGAGACCAAGCACGAGUUAUCUGCAGCUGAUUCCUUCUCGAAGGAUGAUCCCGAGUACCUUUCCAAGGUCGCUGCUGAGGAGGACAAGAGACGCCGGAAUACCGCUGCCUCUGCUCGCUUCCGCUACAAGAAAAAGCUGCGUGAGCAGGCCUUGGAGCAGACCGCCAAGGAGCAGACCCUCCGUGCCGAGACAUUGGAGGCCCGCGUCAAGGAGUUGGAGAUGGAGGUCAAGUGGUUGCGUGGCUUGAUUGUCGAGAAGGACUCCCACCUUCACGAGGUCACUGCCAGCAUGGAUGAGUCGUCCCAGCAAGGCUCCAACAAGCGUAUCAAACUCGAUGCUUAUUAA